AUGGAGCUUCAUGAUGAAUCUCAGCUAAAUCUGAACCUGUCUCAAUCCCAAAAUGCAGCCUUAUUAAAAGACUUACUUAAGCUUCUAGAUGGGCACUUCUUGCCUGAUUUAAAGAAGUUCUGGGUUCAUUUAUAUAGCAAGAACAAUAAGCUGCAAACUCAGUUGAUCCAUAACCAUUUCCCUAAGCAUGUAGGAGCUUUGUCCUUGAUCAAUAAGGGCACCAAUGGAAAGGUCAUGAACAUCGAGCCUUUCAAAACUAGUUUUCACAAAAUAAGUCCUUGAGUGCUCAAGGCUCUCAAUCUAGGCUACUUCAAGAUCCCAGCCAGCAUUCUCUCAGCCAUUUUCGAUUACUUUGCACACAUAGAGAUUCUUGGUUUCCAAGAUUGUGCAAUUGAUGCUUCAGGAGUUUGUAUUAACAAGCAUACUGAGUUUGAGAUCUCCGAGCUUGGAUUCAUUGAUUGUGGGGGUAAAUAACGGUAACGACUGGGCUACAGAGCCUGAAGAUCUGUGGAAGAUGGUGCAGGAGAUUGGGAAGUCGCCGAUGGUGGAAGCAUUGGAGAAGCUUGUGGUUUGGAAGAAGGGGGAUUUAGAAGAGGGAGAUGAGCUUUUGGCUAAGAAUAUUAGAAAGAUGCUUGACUCAAACCAACUGGAUGAUGUUGAGCUCGAUGUAAAAUACUGAAUUAAUAGCUAAAUAUCCUUGCCAACUCUUCAUGAUUCCAAUGAAAUUACUACUCUAAAUAUUUCCUAUUCAAAGUAGAAGCAAUUUCUUACUAACCCAAACUUUCUGGUCCAAUUUGUUUAUUGACCUCAAAAUUUUCCUAACCCUGCUGCUUAUUAAAAAUUAUAAUUGUUUUCAAAUUUCACAAAUUUGUCCUAAAUUUACUCUAAAAUUCAAAGCGUCACUUAAAAUCUCUAUUUUGCGUCCAAAUGUCCAAAAUUCAGGUACGAAUAUCGUCCGAAUUCAGUAAUAAUCCCAAUUAAAAUUUCAAUCGAAGCAAAUGCCCCUGG
Moneuplotes crassus is the source of this 1008-nucleotide messenger RNA. The record is from the annotation of a GenBank genome assembly. NCBI's taxonomy places the organism in Eukaryota, Ciliophora, Spirotrichea, Euplotida, Euplotidae.